Actinia tenebrosa (Australian red waratah sea anemone) is the source of this 1628-nucleotide messenger RNA. RefSeq names its product UPF0764 protein C16orf89 homolog. The record is from RefSeq and is a predicted model, not a curated record. Lineage: Eukaryota; Metazoa; Cnidaria; Anthozoa; Actiniaria; Actiniidae.
CUAAAAUGUGGAGUCUGAUGUUUUUCACCAGCCUAAUAAUAUCUCAAAUUAACCCUCUCCCUGCUGAGCCAAUCACACACUCGUAAAUUAUGUCGUCAAACAUAGGUUCUCCUUAAGCCCUUUCCAUUAGUUAGCUCUAUAUAAAGGUUUAUAAACCCUAAAUUGGUAUCGUGCUAAAACAACAUAUAUUCAGUCAAACUCUUAGAGUGUAUUUGCCCUUGUUUAUCGUGAUUAGAGGCACCCUUUCGUGGUCAACUAAUCGACCAGGGCAUGUUCAACUCAAACCCCAAAGCCCUAUAUAUAGUUCGUGUAGUUUUUGCACUUUUAGUUUCAUUUCUCUUAAAGUAAAUAUCCCAAAGAAGGAGGUUAGAGUUUAGAUUCUAGAGUUAUCUGGAAGCUUUUGCAGGGGAAACGCCGGAAUGGUAUCGACAAACGUGGUUUUUCUCGUGGCUAUUUUCGCCAUGGGUGACGCUUCGAAGCGGGUCACCUUAGACUCGUACGAUGAAGAAGCAAAUGCAGAUCUUAUACCAAAGUUCUUCAAUUCUUUAGAUAAAGCCUUUAAGUAUUUUGAGAAAGAAUAUGAACAAGUCAACUUGGAUGCUAUCUUUGGUCUACGGUUAUCAGAAGCUGUGUUAGAAAACGUCCUUACGUCAAUGAAAAAAGAUCUCUCCGCACGAAACUCCAUCCCACUCUCUGUAUCCUUUUUCAUAACUAACCUAAGAAACCGGGCUACAACAAUCAUCUUAAAAUCCCUCACAAGCCUCAGAAUAUCAGACGAAGAUUACUUUAAGAAAGUAGGUUUUGUGGUGAAAAAUAAGUGGAGAUUUGUGAAGCCGUUUAAGAGAUUGAAUCCCAAGGGAAAUACGCGCGAGAUUGAUAGAGAAGUGACGACGAAUAUUGGUCGACCCUAUCAACCAUGUAUGGUGGCGCUGUUUGGCAGCGGAGGACCUGGGUAUGAACCUUGUAAUGUGACCGAUCGGUGUUGGCAGGUUAUGACGAGAAAGGAUAAUGUAGGAUACACGCUGACACAUCAGGCCUUGUAUUUUAUGUUUGGAAAGGAAAGAGGUUGCUCAUCAGUACUCUCCGCUAAACUAAAGCAAUCAAACAUCCAAGGGGGAUACGAAGGACUAUUUAAAGAAAUCUGUACCUCCAUGUACAAUCAAAUGCUGAUCCUCGAGAAUGUCAAGACAAAAACGCCCGCCCAGACAGAUCUAUACUUAGAACAGGCUGUGAUCUGUGGAGGCCUUUUAGGCUACAGUGACUUUCUAUCCAUGGAGAGACUUGCUAAACUAGUAAAGCUACAAAGACCAAAUGGUUGCUUUGGGAAAUUAUUUCAUGAAAGCAAAACGAACAGAAUGCGAAAAAGGACAGCGAAAAAACUAGCAGAUGGCUGUGAAUCGCAUGUAACUGGCGUUGCAACUGGUCUUCUUUCUAGCUAUGUACGGUGGAUACUACAAACGCAAAAAGAUACUAUAUUUUCAUCAUCCAAUUUAGAUUUUUWAAAAAAUUGAAAAGGCAGCUUUAAUCGAAAGGUAAAACAAAGAUUUGAAUAACAAAUGAUAAGCAUGAUGUAAAGAAUUUCUAACGAGAAAGCGGAUAAAAUAAAACAAAUAUAACCGUCAUUUCAA